This is a messenger RNA of Papilio machaon (common yellow swallowtail), 4415 nucleotides long. It is a transcript of the gene Adcy8, whose product is annotated as adenylyl cyclase 78C. NCBI's taxonomy places the organism in Eukaryota, Metazoa, Arthropoda, Insecta, Lepidoptera, Papilionidae. The coding region runs from base 269 to 4321 and encodes 1350 amino acids. Gene Ontology annotation, biological process: cAMP biosynthetic process; intracellular signal transduction; adenylate cyclase-activating G protein-coupled receptor signaling pathway. The transcript has 30 exons. Gene Ontology annotation, molecular function: adenylate cyclase activity. The record is from RefSeq and is a predicted model, not a curated record. Gene Ontology annotation, cellular component: plasma membrane.
AUUGACGGACGUGUUCAGCGUUAGCAUGUCGCGUUAAAUAUUUAAAGUUUUGGAACUCGUGAAAUAAAGUGCUUAGUUAAUUGUGUUUGUUUUUGAACGUGUGUUUAAGUUUUUAAUUAAUAUUAAAUGUAAGCGGUUUAUCAAUUUUUUCCUAAUUAGUGACAUGGUGAUUUGGAAAAGUUUACCUUGUGUGCGGGAAGGACAUGCGUCGGCUAAUAUUUUGACAGGUGUUUUAUUGAGGAUAAUAAUGUGAAUUGGAGAGAAAACAAUGCCGUCUUCUGACAAUCGACCGCAGGGUCGUGGCUGGCUGGAAACAAUGGUGGAGUUGCCGUCGGGCGUCGGGGACGAGCCACCAGAUGUAGUUCCACAAAUCGGUCUGUGCUGUGAGGUGGUUCGGGAGGGAGAUUGUGAGGCAGCGCCCGAUAGUGAGCGGCUUCCAGGCGACGGCGCCAGCUGCUCCGCUCCUGAUGACCAGCACCGCAUUAGUGAUGAAGACGGUUCUUCCAAUAGUCCACGCAACAGCAUCGACCCAUUUCGUACCGAGAGUGAUCCAGUGUCAUCUGAAUCCAUCCUGAGGACGGGACGUUACUACAAGGGAAUAUAUUGGCCCUCAAUAACGAAUAGCUUUAAGGAUGAGACGGUGGAGCUGUCAUACCAGCGGUACUCGAGACGUCAGCGUCAGAAGUCUCUGAUAAUGGUGAACGUUGUGGACCUCGCACUAAAGAUAUGCUUGUCGCUUAUUUAUACGCUCACCAAUAGGCAUGACAUCGAGUCAGUGGCGGACGGAUAUCAGAUUGCAUGGACCGUAGCUUUCGCGUGCCUCAACGUUGCAGUGUGCCUGCUCGGCUGCUGGCGCUGCUUCGCUAACAAUUAUCUACACUGGGCUGCCGCCGCCACAUGGAUACUCCUUAUCGCACAAGGCUUAAGCGGCCAAGGCAUCGGUUUCCAAGCGCCGGAGAACCAGGUGUGGUACAUGUUGUUCAUUAUCUUCGCGCCGUACGCCAUGCUACCGCUCUCGCUGGGAUGGUGCAUUGUCAUCGGUCUACUGUCCUCAGUGUCACACGUCCUCGCCACCGCAGUCGUUAUUAAAGACAUUAUGAACAACAGCGCUGAAGUCGCUCAAUCUUGCGCAAUACGGCUGCUAGUUGCGAACGCAUUGCUGUACAACGCGGUGAACUUUGCGGGUAUGUACGCCAAGUAUUUGACGGACUGGGGACAGCGCAAGGCGUUCCUUGAAACACACCGCUCCAUGGUCACCCGACAGAGGACGAAACGAGAGAGUGAUCGACAAUGGAAACUUUUUCAAAGCGUAAUACCUGACUUCUUAGCGAAGGAGAUCUACAGUCACGUGUCCAGGGUUAAGGGGGAAUUCCAAGAACAGCAGUUUAACAAUCUCUAUAUUCAGAGGCAUGAAAAUGUUUCAAUAUUGUUCGCUGAUAUAAAAGGCUUUACAGAACUUUCAAGUAAAUGUAAUGCACAAGAGUUAGUGAAGAUAUUGAACGAGCUAUUCGCGCGUUUUGAUAGAUUGGCCUCGGAGAACCACUGCCUCCGCAUCAAGUUGCUGGGCGACUGCUACUUCUGCGUGAGUGGGCUGCCGGAGCGGCGCUCCAACCAUGCCUACUGCUGCGUCAACAUGGGCCUGCACAUGAUACGUGUUAUACGCGACGUGCGGUACAACGCUCAGGUCGACCUGGACAUGCGUAUCGGAGUACACAGCGGCGCGGUGCUGUGCGGCGUGCUAGGCCUGCUCAAGUGGCAGUUUGACCUGUGGUCGCUCGACGUCACCAUCGCCAACCAUAUGGAAAGCGGCGGCUUGCCCGGGCGAGUGCACAUAUCGUCAGCGACAUUAGAGUGUCUCAACGGCACGUUUGAGGUGGAGGCCGGAGAAGGCGAAACCCGCGACCCGUGCCUACGCGAGCUCGGCCUCACCACUUACCUCAUCAAGUCCUCCGAGCAGCCGCGCAGGACCCGACAUCGCUCGAGACCCAACUGCAUACAAGCGGUGCCGCAAGCGCCGUGCGAUACGCCACGUCGCACCAGCAGCAGCAUCGACGACGAGAACACGACCGACUGGACGCCCGAGAUGCCAUUCCAGAGCUACUUCUCGAGUUCUUCAGCCAUAGUGACGCGUUUACCGUGUCUUAUCAAACGCGAGGACGCCGAGCAGGGGCAGGAUGUAGAAAUAACUUCAAUGUCAGAUGAGGAUGACAUAAUCAACCACUCAAUCGAGGUGAGCAGCAACCGGCGCAUGCGGCUGGACAACAUGCGUUCGUGGUCGCUGCGCUUUAGGCGCGCGUCGCUCGAGCAGCGCUUCGCCAGCCAGGAUGAGCGCACCUUCAAGUCUAACGUCAUGUGCUGCCUCGUGCUCUGGCUCUUCAUUCUCGCCGUACAAUACGUCAUACAUUUCAACUGCUGGAAGCUGGUGGCGAUACUAGGCGUAAUGACGGUGCCGCUAGCGCUGUCUUUCUGCCUGGUGAUGGCGGAGGAGUUUCCCGGCGUGGCACCGCGCGUGGCUCGCGUCUCCGCCGCGCUCGGCCGCUCGCGCCUGCGCCGCAACCUGCACAUCUGUGGUUUCGUCACCAUUAUGUCUAUUUCUAGCACAACAAAGCUAUACAUCUGUCCGUCGUCGUUUCGGAAUGCGACAAGUUCAUUGGAGAGGCCUAACGGUACAGACACGGAGCACGAGCGUGCUGGCGAAUGCUACCGGCCCGAGUAUAUCGUGUUCACGUGGAUCUUAUGUCUGGUCGCGCUCACCUCUAUCCUUAAGCUGUACUAUCUCAUCAAGACGCUUCUGGCCGUGCUCAACGUCGCCAUGUUCUCGGUGCUACUACUAUUAUAUUACAACGAGUACGAUUUCAACUCCUUAAACAAGAGCACACAGCUGCCGUUCUACGUGCAGAUGUUGAUCUUAAUGGUGAUGUUCCUGGUGAUGGUGGUGUACCACGCACGGUUGGUGGAAGUGACGUCGCGGCUGGACCUGCUGUGGCGGCUGCAGGCGCAGACCGACCUGGCGGAGAUGCGCGACACGCAGCGCACCAAUCGGCACCUGCUCAAGCACAUUCUGCCCGAUCACGUCGUCGCUCACUUCCUUGCCAAGGACCGAUGCCCGGAUGAGCUCUACUCGCAGUGGCGUGACGAGGUUGGCGUGAUGUUCGCGGGCAUCCCCAACUUCCACGAGUUUUAUUCCGAGCAGAAAGCCAUCGACUGCAUGCGCCUGCUCAACGAAAUCAUUUUUGACUUUGACAAACUGCUGAUGCAACCAAGAUUCAAGAGCAUAGAGAAAAUCAAAACUAUCGGUGCGACAUACAUGGCGGCUUCCGGUCUUAAUCCUAAUCACAAAAGCGGGCAGGACGAGUGCGAACACCUGUGCGCGCUAGUGGACUACGCGUUUGCGCUGCGCGAGGCGCUCGACGACAUCAACAAGCACAGCUUUAACAAGUUUCGUCUGCGUGUCGGUAUAAGCUGCGGGCCGCUGGUGGGUGGCGUGAUCGGCGCGCGCAAGCCGGUCUACGACAUUUGGGGCAACACCGUCAACGAGGCCUCGCGCAUGGAGAGCACAGGCGCCAUGGACUGCAUACAGGUCACCAAGUACACCAAGCAGGUGUUGGAGCGUCGCGGGUACGGGCUGGAGGCACGCGGGCUGGUGGAGGUGAAGGGCAAGGGGCGCAUGGAGACGUGGUGGGUGCGGCGACGUCGCGCGCGCGGCGCCGGCCCUCUGCCCGCGCCCGCGCCGCCGCGCUCCCUCGCCGCCCUCGUCUACACCAUGCUGCAGGCGCGCAAACGCAUCUACACGCAUCCGCUCGACACGCCCGCUAUAUCAAGUUCGCGCGCCGGCAGCGUCCGCGCCGAGCGUCGCGCGCCCAAGCGACAUACGCACACCAACGGUCAGAAAAUGGAAAUGGGAAUUCGUCCGCACGCGAGCAGCAUGGUGGUGCGCCGGCCCGACAUGGCGCCUCCGAUAAUGGGCAGCGCCUCGGCGCCGCACACUCCUACCGCACCUCACGCGCCGCAAGCGCCGCAACCUGCGGCCCCGGCGCCUCAUAUGAGCGAGCCACGACUGGGCAUCGGGGCGCGGCUGAAGGCGGCUAGCUUCUCGUACCGCACGCGACCUGCCCGCGAGCGCGACCGGUCGCCGCGUCUGCGCGACCAGACCGAGGGCUCGACGGGCUCCGUGGCCAACGGCACGCCCGGCUCAUUCCGCUUCCGCUCCGUCACCACGGCCUCCUUCUUCCGCAGCCGCAACAGAGACAAGAGGAACAAGGAGCAAGUCGACGAGGACGCCAAAGAGAACGGCGAUACACACGUCACUACGAGAAUGUAACUCUAAUGUGGGAAUUGUUUACAGUACUGACAGAGAACAAAGUUUUUACCAUUUUUCUAUAUUACUCUAUCCAUAAAUAUUAUUUUUAAUUGUA